Prorocentrum cordatum is the source of this 420-nucleotide messenger RNA. NCBI's taxonomy places the organism in Eukaryota, Dinophyceae, Prorocentrales, Prorocentraceae. The record is from the annotation of a GenBank genome assembly.
AUGCGCCCGCGCGCUCCCGCUCGCUCCCAGCGGCGCGCCCACGCCAGCGGGUCGUGGCCCAGGUCUGCGCGGACGUUUGCAGCUGGGCUUCUCGCUGCCGGCGCAGUGGCGUUGAUCGCGCCGAUCAUCGGCGCGCGUCCGGGGUCAUGCCGCGUCGUUCCCGCGGUGGCAUUUGUGACGCCGGCUUCCGUCCGCUCAUGGAGACCACGAUCUCUGGGCAUGCGGUGGGGCACGCGGUGCGCUGGUAGUGCUGCGGGCGACGUGCAGAGUGUCGAGGCGGCGGCCACGGGUGCCGAGGGCUUCUGGGACUCUCCGUAUGGCAAGUACCAGAAGACGGUGAGCAUUUUGACUGGCUCGGCCACCGUGGACAGCGCCGCGCUGCAAUUGGGGAAGCCAUUUCGGGGACGGCGCCGAAGGUGA